AGUUUAUGAAAUAUUUUGCUGACAGGGUUGAAAGAUAAAAAUAUAUGUCUAGUUGGGAUUCCAACAAACUUUUCUUUAAGGUGGUCAGUGCUAAUCACUGCAUCACUGUCCUGCCCUCAAUUAKGGCCUCCUAUUUCCUCCUCAAAGUCGGUAUUUAUGCAAGAUGGGUGGGAUCAGAAACGGUCCCCGGUGGUCGAUGCCUUCAAGAAUUUUAACAAGUCCCAACUGCUCUCCUCUUCCUCCCUUYUGCAACAUUUCCACAAAGAGUACGAAGCAUCGUUUCUGCCAACACGACAAUAAGGUAGGUUUCUAAAUCUUAUUUUCCAGAGUUGUUUCUUCUCGGCGAUGACUCUCGCAGCCUGGAGCUUGAUGUGCGGACAGAUUAGACUAAAGUGGCCGUUAAUGACGGUUGUUUAGCUGUCUCCUCCACUUCCUCUGACAGAGUCUUCGUCCAGCAAUCCCUUCUCUUUCAGAUCACUCGCUGAGCAAAAUGGAGGUGAAGGUGUUUGUGAACGGCGUCCCUCGAAUGGUCUGUGGAGUCACGGAGGAAACCACGUGCCAAGAAGUGGUCCUGGCGUUAGCCCAAGCCUUGGGUCAGCCCGGACGCUACACCCUACGCGAGAAGUUUAAAGAUUUCGAGCGGUGCAUGACGCCCGASGAACGCCCUCUGGAGACCCUGAAGAAGUACGGCGAUCAAGCCAGGGAGGUCCAGCUCACCCUGCAGCUCAACAAGUCCGUGGUCUGGGACGAGAUGGGCAGAGUACAGGUGGGCAGGUACCAACCGUGCCCGCCGCUGAGGCGAAAAGAUCCAGGCGCCAGAACGAGGAGAGGCAGCAGCUCGCUGAUUCUGCAACGCCAAAGCUUGCCRCCGUUGACCUGUUUGAAGGAAGAAGGCGAGCAGAAGCAAGAGGAGCUGAAGAGGACUAAAAGGAAGUCCCUGACACUCGUGGAGGAGGCCUGGGAAUGGCUGGAGGGUCUGGGGAAGGGGAAGGUCUACAGCACGGCCCGUGAUAAGCAAAGCAAGAAGAGAACCGACAAAAGGAAUCGUGCCUCUUUGGAUUUAACCCUCGCUGUGGAGAAAUGUACCUCAGAGCAAACUGGCAGAGGUCAGAAAACUCCAAAAGCAGACCUGGACCAUCAAACAUCCUGUUGCAUCGGAAACCAGACCAGCGAUAAAGAWGGCAAACACUCGAAGAAAACCCAGGAGGUGAGGCUAGACUUCAAGUCGAGCUGCACGACGAUCGAUGACGAGAAAAACCGCCUGAGAGAAACCAUCAUUCAGCAGCUGCUGUGCCUGCAGGACCUGCAGGCCCAAAUAACACGCAUGGACAGACAGAUCUUUGAGCUGGAGGAGCGACAGAAGGCCAAAAGGGCCCAAGAGGACGCCUGCGCGAGAUUAGCCGAAGAGCAGAURAAAGUCUGGGAGAGCGAGUUGAAAGCGGAGGAGGGUUACGAGAAAGAUCUGCAGCGUCAGUUCCUGGAGCUGAGAGCCAAAGCUGGGGAGUGCAAAGCUCAGCUGGAGGGGUUUAAACACAGAAUGGAGGGCUUUGAUUCCUCAGGUGGUCCGGUCCAUCGGGAGGACCCAGACACGGCUGCAGAAGUUGGCGCAGACGCUGAAGUCCCAACGGGUUCGACCGAGGAUGGAAAUCUGGACGCAAAUGUUAACAGGAAGUUCCUGCCCAGGGAAGACCCCAACCCCCCUCCUCCYCCUCCUCCUCAAGCUCUGGUGCCGCCCAAUCAGAUAAAGGAGCGGCGGCUCACGGGACCCACCGAGAUAAAGGAGUGGUGGACUCGCUGGUCGGAAACCCAAAACGCUCAGACGCAGACAAAAAAGGUGAUUCACCGCUCGGAGCUGACCAUUUAUCUGGGAAGUACCAAGGUUUAGAAAACAGGAAGUUGAUGUUUUAUUGUAUUAAAGCUCUGAUUAUUCCAACAGAAUAUUAUAUAUUCAUUUCAGAAACUGUAAUAAUUGUACCAAACCUYCAAAAAUACAUUAUUUUACUUUUAUGGUAGCAUUAAAAAUCACAUCUGUGUAUUUUUUUUUCACUUUUUACUCCUAAAUAUGAAAAAAUGUUUUUCUGUGGAUGAGUUUGAGUUUACUGCUUUCCUUGACAUGAAUCAAAAUUAACUAAACUGAAAGUUUUUACUCUUAAAGAUUGAAACAAAGCUGGCGUUGAUAACAUCAAAAAUUCAUUUUAUGGACUGAAUUAAAACCAGGCGGUCAUUUUCUACAGUUGUGUUGUUUUUCCAAUCAUCUUAGACAAUCGAGUUCAUUUUCUCGCAUGUUUUUAGUGUUAUAAUCCUGUGCAAUUUCCCAAGAUGUUACGUUCAGAGUUUUGUAAGUUUUAACUUAAUACAAUCCAAUCACAUCAAACUGAUGAUUAAGUCCAAUUUGGACAGAGCGCAUUUUCAGACUCAUGGAUUAUUAGGGUUCCUGGAUCAUCCUGGUAUCCCGAGUGG
Molecule: messenger RNA, 2460 nt
Organism: Austrofundulus limnaeus
Lineage: Eukaryota; Metazoa; Chordata; Actinopteri; Cyprinodontiformes; Rivulidae
Gene: rassf11
Product: Ras association domain family member 11
Exons: 2
Coding region: 491-1885 (464 amino acids)
Biological process (GO): signal transduction
Source: RefSeq, a predicted model, not a curated record